UACGGUCAGGUGGGAUUCCCAAGCAAAUCCCCUCACCGGAAAUGACGCAAUGUUAUUAUUAUUCCAGGAAGUGAGCACGGGAAAGCACUGAACUGCGUCAACAAUUGUUUUUUAUGAUACAUUCGAAUUUCAGCUGCUGUUCAACAUGGCAAUUGGCCACCGCUGAGUAAUUGAUGGCACUGUUCCUGGACGGGACUUUAUUAGACAACAACAUGGACACAUCAAACUUUGCCCACGUCAUCUUCCAGAAUGUGGGGAAGAGUUACCUGCCCCACGCUGCGCUGGAGUGUCACUACACCCUGACGCAGUUCAUCAAACCACAUCCAAAGGACUGGGUUGGCAUAUUCAAGGUUGGUUGGAGCACAGCGAGGGACUAUUACACAUUCUUGUGGUCACCUCUCCCUGAGAACUAUGUGGAAGGCACCGCAGUCCACAGAACAGUGGUUUUUCAGGGAUAUUAUGUGCCCAAUGACGAUGGCGAGUUCUACCAGUUCUGUUAUGUGACCCACAAAGGGGAGAUCCGGGGAGCCAGCACGCCUUUCCAGUUUCGUGCCAACAGCCCCUCAGAGGAUGAGCUACUUACUGUGGAGGAUGAAUGUAACUCUGACAUCUUGGUGGUCACCACCAAGGCUGGCUUCCUUGAGCAAAAGAUGGAAGAAGCCCAGAGAGAGAAGGACGAGCUGGUUAAAAACAUGGCACUCCUGCAACAGGAGAAGGAGCAGCUGGAAGCGGAGAAGGAGAGCCUGCAGAAGGAGUGUGAGCAGGAGAAAGAAACCUGUGCCCAGCUGAGAAGAGAGAACCAAGAGGUGCAGAAUUCCUCCCAGGCCCUGCAAGAGGAGAAGGAGGAGGUAAAGAGGAGGCUAGAGGAGGCCACAUCCAGAGUCAUACAGUUGGAGGAGGACCUGAUUGGAGUCACCCAAAAGGGCCUACAAAAGGAAACUGAGCUGGACAGUCUCAAGGAUAGGGUGAAGAAGCUUACAACAGAGAAGGAGGCACUUGAAUCUCAUCUCAAGAAUGAGAAAGAUGAGAAGGAACUGUACAAGAUUCACCUGAAAAACCGUGAGCUGGAGAACACUAAGCUGAGUGCAGAGCUGCAGAUGCUGAAGUCUGUGGAUGUGAACAAGGAAAACACCAUUGCCCAGUUUAAAGAGGAGGUGGGACGCCUGCAGGCAUGCCUCACUGAGAAGGAGAAACAGUACAGAGAGAUCCUGGCCAAAGUUCCCCCCGUGGGAGAUAUGAAGGCCCUGAAAGAGCAAUUGCGGCAGAAGGAGGAGCAGCUCCAGGCCAACCAGCAGCAGUCCUCCUUGUUAGCCGCUGAGUUGAGGGAUGCCUCUAGCACUCGCGACCGUACCAUGUCUGAACUCUACCACAUGAAGCUGGAGGCCGAUGCCCUUCGUCAGGCCAAGGCUGAAGCUCAGGCCCAGUGUGUCCGCCUGGAGCGCCUGGUAGAGCAGAUGAAGGCAGAGGCCAAGCAGGAAGCUACCAAAGCAGAAGAAGAAACUGCAGACCCAGCUGUUGUAGCAGAGCUGCAGAGAGAGGUGGAGGACCUGAAGCUGCGGCUGCACAUGGCUGCAGAACACUACAAGGAGAAAUACAAGGAAUGUCAGCGACUGCAAAAACAAGUGCUUAGACUCUCUGAACAGCAAGGGGAACUGAAGAGAAGCUCAGCACAAGAGGCCACAAUAAUUCCUGCAUCAAUGAGUCCAGACACGUCAGUGCCAGGGAGUCCAGGUUCUGCUGACCCAAUGCUGGAAGCCAUCAUCCAGGAGAAGCUCAAAGGCAUCAGCAGAGAGGCAUCUGACAGGAAUGACAAAUACAGGAAAUGCAAGCAGAUGCUGGUGGAGGAGAAGGAUCGUAGCUCCAUGUUUGCUGACGAGUUGGCCAAGAUGGAAGUUAAAUUUAAGGAACAACUGAAGACCAACGAGAACCUGAAAUUGCAGUUGGCAGCAGAGGAAGAUCGCUACAAGAGCCAGGUAGCUGAGAAGGGACGGGAGCUGAAAGAACUAAAGGACACACUAGCACUUGUUGUUAAGGAGAAGGAAAAACUGGAGGGGGAGUUCCAGAAGGCCAGCAGCAGCAGGAAGGGAGAUCAGGGGGGCAGUGAGAAAACUAGUUUGGAGAGUAACCAGUCCAGUGUGCCUAUAUUCCUGCAGUAUCCAGUCCCAUACGCCCAGGAUGCCCCCACCCCCCUGCUGGUCUCUCAGAGCCCCAGCAAGCUGCAUUUUGGGAACCCUUACUCCAUCUCAGACUCAAAAGAUGAGGGAGAUGAGGAGUUCUCAGAUGACCAGCUGCUUAGGCUGCCUCCUGUGGGUCCACCUUCCUGGGACAGUAAUGUGGUGUGUAUCCAACCCACCCGCAACCACAGCCGACCAGAAGGCCACGAGGAGUCAGAGGAAAAGCAAAACAACAACAAUGGUAAUACCAACGAACAACCCACAGCAACUGAAACCCACAGCCCAUUUGUGAACGAUGGACAAACUGCCUUCUGCUUUGAUCCCAGCAUGGACAUGAAGCGAUGUCCGCUGUGCGAGGUCAUCUUCCCGCCCAACUAUGACCAGAGCAAGUUUGAGGAGCACGUGGAGAGCCACUGGAAAAUCUGCCCCAUGUGCAGCGAGCAGUUCCCGCUGGACUGCGACCAGAAGGUGUUUGAGAAUCAUGUGCUCACUCACUUUGACGGCCACCCGCUCAACUUCGACUAG
Molecule: messenger RNA, 2699 nt
Organism: Larimichthys crocea (large yellow croaker)
Lineage: Eukaryota; Metazoa; Chordata; Actinopteri; Sciaenidae
Gene: tax1bp1b
Product: Tax1 (human T-cell leukemia virus type I) binding protein 1b
Exons: 18
Coding region: 174-2699 (841 amino acids)
Source: RefSeq, a predicted model, not a curated record